GUUUGGUUCUGAGUGACAAUGGUUGUUCCUCCUCUUUUGUUUAUUUUAAUUUUAAGUUUUCAACAAUUUCAGUUUCUUAACGGUGCGAUAAAAAUUUAUCUUCCGGAUUCCGAUAUUUACAAUCCACGUAACUGGGAGAAAAAGGAUGAAAAAUGUGAGGGUAUAAUUUUUGGUGACAUAAAUGAAAUUUCAAUCGAUGUUGGCAAUUUAUUUACUUCAAAAUUGGUGCUUCCCACUCAUGGACAAAUUGAGUUCAACAAAAUCACUUUUGGGAAAAAAUCUGAAUGUAUUCAUUUGAAGUCGUUCGUAAAACACAGCUCAAAUGAUCCCAACUGCUAUGAAAUUCAAAAUGAGACUACAAAUGUGGCAAUUCCUCACACUGAAAGAGUUCCAUGUUAUUAUGAUUCCGUUCUUUACAAACGCAACAGCGACUAUAGUCCCGGAUGGUUUGGCCACUCCACUGAAAAAGGCUAUGGAAUGAUGUUAUGGGUCAAUUCCCAAUCGUGUGAAGAUGAAACAGGUUGUUUAUGUGGAAACGAAGAAGCGGAUGUUUGUAUGUUCGUCGACGACGAAACAAAUCUCAAUUGUUUAAAUCCCAUUGUUCCUAUAGGUUUUUGCUCUCAUAUCUGCGGAGCUCAAAUAUUGUUAAGGCAGAAAGGAAAUUUCAAUUUAAAAAGAGUGGAAAAAGCAUUGAAAAAUUACAAAGACAUUGAUACACACGUGAGCAAAGUUAUAAAUCAUGGACAAGUAUACAUCCAAGCGGUUUUCGCUGAGAAAUCAUUCACUGGUUCCAGUUUACUCAGCGCUAAACAAUUUUAUGAUAAACUUUCAGAAAGUAAUUAUGGCGUGGAAAGGAUCGAAUUGAAAUUGUCUGGAUCGUAUUAUGUUAAAGGACAAGCUGGUAGUACUGUAAACUUGGUUUUCGGUACAUUGGGCGGUGUUUUAUUGCUUUUCGGCGCCAUCAUUGCUUUUUAUCACACCGGACUAGCUGAGAGUGACAUAUUUAAAAGAAUUAGUUUGAGUACCAAUCAAAUGCCAAGGCUGAACGAGUUUUUCUCAGGAGCUCGAUACAACAGACAAGGAAGCAACAUAAGUCUUGGAUCGUCUGUUUCAAGUUUAGAAAAGUCUUUUGACAAUCCCAUGUUUGGAAAAACUGAUUAUGGAACUACUGCACAAGAAAAUCCAGCAUCCACAUCGGAAAUUACACAUGAAAAUCCCAUGUAUGAAGCUAGUGAAAAAACACAGAAAUUACAAGGUAUUCUGGAGGAAGAACAAAUUGAAGACCUGUAAAUUAAAAAAAAAAAAACUAUUUUAAAUUAAUGAGAUAACUAAAAAUGAAAUAUAAGUGUAUCCUAAAUAUAUAUUUUU
Molecule: messenger RNA, 1368 nt
Organism: Aethina tumida (small hive beetle)
Lineage: Eukaryota; Metazoa; Arthropoda; Insecta; Coleoptera; Nitidulidae
Product: protein amnionless-like
Exons: 7
Coding region: 19-1290 (423 amino acids)
Biological process (GO): receptor-mediated endocytosis; intracellular protein localization
Cellular component (GO): endocytic vesicle; apical plasma membrane
Source: RefSeq, a predicted model, not a curated record